Messenger RNA from Alternaria metachromatica, 2484 nucleotides. RefSeq lists its product as uncharacterized. NCBI's taxonomy places the organism in Eukaryota, Fungi, Ascomycota, Dothideomycetes, Pleosporales, Pleosporaceae. The record is from RefSeq and is a predicted model, not a curated record. Gene Ontology annotation, molecular function: ATP binding; protein serine/threonine kinase activity. The transcript is spliced from 2 exons. Gene Ontology annotation, biological process: peptidyl-threonine phosphorylation; peptidyl-serine phosphorylation. The coding region runs from base 1 to 2484 and encodes 827 amino acids.
AUGGCAGCGUCUCGCUCAAGUUCAGCUUCAGAGGGCGAGGUCUUGGAUACCCGACACAAGGCAAACACAGUCAACUCGCGCGACGAACCUGCGAUUAACGGCUCAAGCAGGUCCUUUGGACUGGAUGGUGCUUAUGAUAAUUACCGCGCAUUGAGUCGCUCCCCUUCGCCAUACCGCCGCAAGCGCACCCCGUCACGCUCUCCGUCACCCUAUCGGAGGAACCGCGCCGUCGACCGAUCGCCAUCGCCCUAUCGACGAAGCCGAGCCGACCACACUGGGAAUGAUGCAAGGGGCUACAAGCGCAAGGCAUCUCCGCCGCGCAGUCGUCCUGACAAGCGGUAUCAUGCUGAUCGUAGCAGACACGGUGACCCUCGACGGGCUCCAGGAUCUUACCAGGGAGGCUUUGUCAAGGAACAGAAGGAUGUACCAGACCGAUCACACGCCAGGCCCAUAUCCUACGCCGAAGUCGAGAACCCCAACCCCGUGCCAGACUUCCGAGAGCCGCUGCCUACCGACAAGCGACCACAGAACUCGCGUCACGGAGAUCAGCAGCGCGACAAGUCUCGUCAGUCGCAGCCACAGAAGCAACAGGCACCGUCAGAACGCCCCAAGGCCGAGGCGAACAAGGCAAGCGUGACAGAAGAUGUUGAGAUGACCUCCGUUGACGAUACGACUGAGUACACCCCGGCCCCUGUCGAAGAGAAAGUUCCCACUCAAGAAUCGCGUGAAGAGAAACGUCGCCGCUGGGCUGCUAUUCGCGCCGCUGCUUCUGAGCAACAGAAGCCGAAAGACAGUCUGCUUCAGCAGGCUGUGCUGACGAAUGCAUCUGAAGCGGCAACCCCUAAUGUCGGAUCGCCAGCGGCCCACGCCGACAGUCCCAUCUCUCCGUUCGCAUCGCCCCGUAAUGGCGACCUCGACUCCGUACCAGCUUCACCAGACGUUAUGGUAAUCGACAAACAGAACAUAAUCAGCGAGGGCAACAGUCCUGCGGUAGCGAGUCCAUCCGCGGCGGAUUACGACCCGCUACAGGACAUGCUGGACGACCGCGAUCGCGCUGCCAAGAAGAACCAGAACACCGAAGUAUCCUCGGAUGCGUACCGCGAGACCGACCCGAAAGCCCUCUCUACACUUCCAGCUGAGAAAGUAGCACCUGUCAAGAAACAAAAGAAAGAGUUCGACAUGUUCGCUUCUGAUGACGAAGACGAGGAAGAAGAUGUCGGAACUGAGGAGGCUGUUGUUGCGAAAGGCACUGUGCUUGACGAGAAGCUGCUCGACAAUUGGGACGAUCCCGAAGGUUACUACAAGCUGAUCAGCAACGAGCUAGUGGAUGGUGGACGCUAUCGCAUGAUCAAGGGUCUUGGUCGUGGUGUCUUUGCCAACGUUGCACAAGCUGAAGAAGUCAGGGCUGACACCGGAGAUUCAAAUCCCAGGAUAGUCGCCAUCAAGAUGAUUCGCCGGAACGACUUAAUGAGAAGAGCCAGUCAGAAGGAGAUGGACUUCCUGCGCAAAGUCAACGAGGCAGACCCACAAGACAAGCGUCACAUUAUUCGCUUAUUGGGUUCUUUCGACCACAAGGGCCAUCUGUGCAUCGUGUUCGAACACAUGUCGAAGAACUUGCGAGACCUGCUCAAGGAAGAGACCAACGGCCACGGCCUCACACUUCCAGCUGUCCGCAUCUAUGCGCGUCAGAUGUUUCUUGGUCUCCAGCACUUGCAGAACUGUCAGGUCAUCCACCUUGAUCUGAAGCCAGACAACGUCCUAGUCUCUGCUGACAAGAAAACUAUCAAGCUCGCCGAUUUCGGUACCGCUGUCGACAAGCGAGACGUGAUCGAGCGCACUGAGUACCUCGUUAGUCGAUUCUACCGCGCACCCGAGAUCAUACUUGGUAUGGAGGUUGGCUAUCCUGUCGACAUGUGGGCUGUGGGUUGCACUGUGUAUGAGCUAUGGACUGGUAAAAUCCUCUUUACCGGACGGUCUAACAACCAGAUGAUCAAGUCUUUUAUGGACUGUCUGGGAUGGCCAAGUGAGAAGCUGCUCAAGAAGGGUCUCGUCAACAAUAUUCUCGAUAACUUUGAGUUGGGUCCACCGUUGAAGUUCAUCAGUCGGGAGGUGGAUCAGUACAACAAGGUAAGCGCUUUUGUCCCUCUAAGAGGUAAAGCUAACGAGCCAAAGCUCUCUGUCCGUAAAAUUGAACAGCAGAAGAAGAUCAACCGCGAUAUGAAGACGCGAGUUCAUGAAGCUGCCCGAAGCAUCUCCACUGGAGGACCUACCGUGGGCGAGCUGAACGAUCUUGCGGAUCUGUUGAGCGCAAGUCUACACAUGAACGUCGAAAAGCGUCUAUCGCCAAAGGAAGCUCUCGCGCACAAAUUCUUCGCCAGUAAGAACCCCGCGCCUAAGACCGCCACACCUGCAAAGUCUGCUGUCGUCAAGCCACCCAUGAUGAAACGUGGCAAUCCAGUUGGUACCUCCACUAUUCGUCGGUAA